AUGAAAAUUGAUCGUUUUCUCCGCAAUACAAUUCAAUCUGGUCUUAUUCUCAAUUUUGCUCAAUUUCUCUCAUGGUUGACGAUCUGGCCUUUCAAUAAAAGACUAUAUCGUCGAAUUAACUACUAUCUUGGAACUUUACUAUGGAGUCAAUUAACUUUUCUCUACACCUGGUGGUCGGAUUCAGAUAUUACUGUUUAUGUUGAUCCCGAAGACAUCGAACAUUUAAAACACGAAUAUGCGCUUAACCUUGUUAAUCAUCGCUAUGAAAUUGAUUGGCUUGUUGGUAUGACUACAGCUCAAAAACUUGGCUUACUCGGAGGUUCGAAGAUUGUUGGUAAACGUUCGCUUAGUUUGAUACCAAUUCUUGGUUGGUCAUGGUUCUUUACUGAAUCCAUUUUCUUACGACGGGUGUGGGAAAGUGACAAAAAAGUUCUCGAACGUGACAUCCAACAACUUGUCAGUGGUUAUCCCGAUGAUUACUUUUUCAACUUUCUCAUGGCUUGUGAAGGUACUCGAUUUACAGAACGCAAGCGAUUAGAAAGCAUGAAAUAUGCUAAAGAGAAAGAUCUCCCGGAAUUGAAGUAUCAUAUUUUACCACGAACACGAGGUUUUACCAUGAUUCUUCAAGGAGCAAAAGGCAAAAUCCCGGGCGUUUAUAACUUCAUGUUGGCUUUCACAAAGGAUAGCGCUUCGCCAAGAUUUCGAACUCUAUUGAACGGUCGUCGAUGCAAGGCUCAACUUUAUGUCAAACGCACUCCGAUCACAGAAAUCCCGCAUGAAGACGAAAGCAAAUGUGCUCAAUGGUUGCAUGAACUCUUCCAGGAAAAAGAUCGUAUCUACGAUCAUUUCGUCCGUCAUGAUACAUUUGAUGGUCUCGACGUACCAAAAAUAUCUUUACCUCGCAAUUACUCUGAUAUAGCCAUUGAACUUUUCUGGCUUAUUUUCAUCGGUUUACCAUCACUAAAAUGGUUCAUACAAUUUCUUCUAGUCAGCACAUGGUCAGCUAAGAUUAUCUUCGGAUUGGUCAUUUUAAUUGGAUACAUCAUUCUCCAAGGAAUGAUUAAUAUGUCGGUUAUUAAACUCGACGCGAAGAAUAAAAAAAUGAAAUGA
Messenger RNA from Adineta ricciae, 1110 nucleotides. The record is from the annotation of a GenBank genome assembly. NCBI's taxonomy places the organism in Eukaryota, Metazoa, Rotifera, Eurotatoria, Adinetida, Adinetidae.